This is a messenger RNA of Amborella trichopoda, 3106 nucleotides long. RefSeq names its product auxin response factor 18. Gene Ontology annotation, cellular component: nucleus. Gene Ontology annotation, molecular function: DNA binding. Lineage: Eukaryota; Viridiplantae; Streptophyta; Magnoliopsida; Amborellales; Amborellaceae. Gene Ontology annotation, biological process: response to hormone; regulation of DNA-templated transcription. The record is from RefSeq and is a predicted model, not a curated record.
UUCUCUCAUCACUGUUCUCACUCAUUUUUUCUACUAGAAAUGCCCUAAUUCCGGCAACAAAAUCGCCGGAAAUCACAGGAAAAUGUUUUUUCCCUCUCGAGAUCCAGUCGUUUGAGCUCAGAUCUGCGCUCUAUUGCAGGAAAAUUUGGCCAGAGAAUCGUUUUUUCUCACUGUGUUGCAUAGUUUGGGUCUUCGCUUGGAUAUUGGAGGUUCAGUGGAGAGAUCUGGUGUUCUUUGCAGAUCGGGAAAUUUUCACUGGAAACUUGUUAGAAAUGUUUGGGGCUGAACUGAAUGUGAAGUGAGUUUUGUGAUACUUGAAGGAUUGGAGGUUUAGCUACACGGCCAGGUAUUAGGUGUCCUUUUGACUUUCAUGUUUCUGGUUCCACCAUGGCUAUAACCCUUGAUUCAUCAAAGAAUGGUGAGAAAUGCCUUGAUUCUCAGUUAUGGCACGCCUGUGCCGGAGGAAUGGUCCAAAUGCACAAAGUGAACACAAAGGUAUACUAUUUCCCCCAAGGACAUGCUGAACAUGCCUGUAACCCUGUCGAUUUCCCGCCAACAGUCCCACCGUAUCUCCUCUGUAGAGUCACUGCUGUAAAGUUUUUGGCUGACCCUGAAACUGACGAAGUAUUUGCUCGAAUAAGGCUUGAUCCCAUAAAAAAUGAGGGCUAUGAAGAUGACUGUGAGGGUUUUGCAGAUAGCAAUGGCAUGGAUUGUGCCGAGAAACCCUCGUCAUUUGCCAAGACACUGACGCAAUCUGAUGCGAACAAUGGUGGGGGUUUCUCAGUUCCUAGGUAUUGUGCGGAGACCAUAUUCCCUCGCCUUGAUUACUCGAUGGACCCACCUGUUCAAACAGUUUUGGCGAAAGAUGUUCAUGGGACGAUUUGGAAGUUUAGGCACAUCUAUCGUGGAACACCAAGGAGGCAUUUGUUGACCACCGGUUGGAGCACAUUUGUAAACCAGAAGAAGCUUGUGGCUGGGGAUUCCAUUGUGUUCUUGAGAUCAGCAAAUGGGGAGCUUUGUGUUGGGGUUAGGCGAUCUUCUCGUGGUAUUGGUGGUGAGUCAUCUGCUUGGUGCCCUGCUGGAUUCUCUGUGUUUUUGAGGGAAGAUGAGAACAAGUUGAUGAAAUCAGCCAAUGGGGGUGGUUAUGGGGGCAAUGGGAAUGGUGGGGUUUGGAGGAAUAGGGGGAAGGUUAGUGCUAAAGAGGUGCUUGAGGCUGCUAGUUUGGCAGCUGCUGGUCGCUCAUUUGAGGUGGUUUAUUACCCUAGGGUUAGUACACCUGAGUUUUGUGUCAGGUCUAGCUCAGUAAAUUGUGCGAUGAGGGUCCAGUGGAGUACAGGGAUGAGGUUCAAGAUGGCUUUCGAGACCGAGGAUUCGUCGAGGAUCAGUUGGUUCAUGGGAACGAUAUCUGGUGUGCAGGUUGCUGACCCGGUCAACUGGCCUAAUUCACCAUGGAGGGUUCUUCAGGUGAGCUGGGAUGAACCUGACUUGUUGCAGAAUGUGAAGCGAGUGAACCCAUGGCUCGUUGAGGUGGUCUCCAACAUACCCACCCUCCAAAUCUCCCCCUUUUCCCUCCCCAAAAAGAAGCAUCGCAUCUCCCACCCUGACUUCUCAUCCCUUGAUGGGACCCAUUGCAGUCUCGUGGGCCCCACCCCAACACUCCCCCCUAACCUGCUCGGGCUCGUGAACCCACCUUGGCAACAACAUGUGGACUCUGUUCCUUCAGCAGGCAUACAGGGAGCCAGGCAUGGCCGUUUCGGCAUCUCCCUACCCAACCUUUGCCCUAACAGCAGCACCAACGCCAACAAUGACAUUAAACCUCACCACCUCCAACAACAAGGUGUAGUCCUCUUUCCUGAUGGCUUUUGGGGUGGGGCCCCGCCACCACCGCCCGUCUCGACAGAGUUGAACAUUGGAAAUGGGAGCUUGUCCUCGAUAGAUCGCUCCUCUAUUUUUAAUGAAGUCCCUGCCUCUCUCUUGACCAACAAUUCACCGAACAGGUUCAAGAGGUCGAUAACCACUGUUACUAUGAAUGAGAAUAACUCAUCAUCUCCCUCCAAGGGGAGUGUGAGUGGGACCCACUUCAUGCUCUUUGGGAAAUCCAUUUGUAUGGACCAGCAGCAGGCAUCAGGGUUGAGCUCGACCACUGAUAAUGGGUCGCCUGUUCGAACUAGCAAUAGCUCAAGCAAUGGGAACCCAGAAAGUUUCACUGUGGCGGGUUCGGUGGCUAAGGCUGAGGGGCCUAACUUUUGUGACAACUUUGGGCUGAGGCUUAGCAGUGGCAUGGUUCCACCCGUGUUUGGUGCUCCACAAGGGUUGUUUUGGUGCAAGGAUCAGAUGACGAAGCUUAGUUUGGAGAAGGGGGGUGGUUGUGAAAACGGGUUUGACGACGGGAUGGGGCACUGCAAGGUUUUCAUGGAGUCGGAGGAUGUGGGCCGGACACUUGACCUCUCGUUGUUUGGGUCUUAUGAGGAGCUGUACAAGAAGCUUGCUGCUAUGUUCAUGGUGGAGGAAAGAGAGAUGGAGGGCCGGGUGCUCUAUAGGGAUGCCAAUGGUGCAGUUAGGCACACAGGGGAUGAGCCGUACAGUAAUUUCAUGAAGACGGCGAGAAGGCUGACCAUCUUAUCGGACUCGGGGAGCGACAACAUGGGAAGGUGAAGAAGUAGUUAAAGAUCUGGGGAUAGGAAGAGCACACCGUCUUAAAAGUUAGUCUGUACAUCAAGUAGAGGUAGGGUUUAACCGAGUCUUCUUUUCAUCAAAAGCCUUUAGUUUUCUAACAUACUGCUCGCCGUUACGGUGCAAAUUCCCGAGCUGUCUCGGCAUUAGAUGGUGCUAUUUCUGCAACCAAAAUGGAACCGAUAACUCUCUCUCGCUCUCUCAAAAUCUAUCUAUCCAUGUAUCUAUCUAUCUAUGUUUGUGAUCGUUUCUCUAGGGGAUUAUGGUAUUUUUAAUAUCAGUGCUUUUGUUUGCUGGUUGUACAGCUCUUUUCUGAUACUGAAUUGUCACUUGCAGGCAGAUGAAGCUCAAUCAGAGCAAACCUUUGAUUUGGCUUCAUCUGUUGGGGAAGAUGGGUUUAUAGAAAAGCUGGUUGUUAUUGUUUGUUCAUGUU